Molecule: messenger RNA, 2874 nt
Organism: Cololabis saira (Pacific saury)
Lineage: Eukaryota; Metazoa; Chordata; Actinopteri; Beloniformes; Belonidae
Gene: susd1
Product: sushi domain containing 1
Exons: 18
Coding region: 225-2765 (846 amino acids)
Molecular function (GO): calcium ion binding
Source: RefSeq, a predicted model, not a curated record
GACCGCAAAAGGGCCAGCUGCAAGAAGACCACGGAGAAGAGGCAUCGUUCCCAGCGUGACCUCGGCUCACCCACUCUCAGCACCCUCUAAGCUCGCGUUAUCGUAUGUGCCUGGUGUCACAACGGCUCGCGUGGAGGAAGUACAAAAAUAAAGAAAGAGGAAGUACAUGAGGAGGUGGAGGGCCUGGUGGAGUGAACACAACGACUUGAAGGCUGCCAGGGAGGAUGGAUGAAAGAAACAGAGCAAUCUUUUUGUUUUUUGUGCUUUUUGUAGUGUUGGGUAAGCCAGCAGCGAACCAACCUCUGCUGGACGUCUGUGCAACCUGCCACACUGACGCCACGUGUGAGGAAAAGACGGACGGCUCUGGCAAAGUGUGCAACUGCAAGUACGGCUUUGUUGGGAAUGGGAGGACCUUCUGUCAAGACAAAGACGAAUGCCAGAUAGGAUCCAGUAAGAUCUGUGGGCAACACACCACCUGCCACAACACGUAUGGCAGCUACUACUGCACGUGCCUGGCUGGAUACAGCCCCUCCAACAACCUGGACGUCUUCAUCCCCAACGAUGGGACCCACUGUCAGGACAUCGAUGAGUGCCGGGUCGCGGGGCAGUGUGGAGAGGGGGGCGAGUGCAGGAACCUCGACGGCAGCUUCGACUGCAGCUGCCAGGAAGGAUACCGAGUCCACAACGGAGCCCAGCCCUUUCACCCACCGACAGACCACGCUUUGUGCAAAGUGGUGGACUGUGGCGCCCCCGCAGCAGUGGAGGACACGGUGCAAGUGUCCCUCACAGGAACCACAUAUGGCAGCGUGGCCACGUUUGUCUGUGAUGAAGGCUUCGUGUGGAGGAGGGGACACAACAGCUCAGUGUGUGCAGCAAAUGGACUGUGGAGAGGACUCACCCUGGUCUGUGAAGAGGUCUCGUGUGGAGAUCCCCCUUUACUUGAAUCCACUGAGCAGGUGUGGAACAAUAAAUCAACGUUUGGCAGCACUGUGCACUAUAUCUGUAAAGAGGGAUUUCAUAAAAAAGGAGGACAUAACGUGUCCGCCUGUAAUGAAAACGGUGAAUGGACACCCACGACUCUGUCAUGCCAAGAGAUAUUAUGUGGAGAUCCUCCCCUUGUUCUCCACACCGGACAAAGGUGGAACGGGAGCUCCAAGCCUGGAAGCACGGCCACUUAUUAUUGUGAAACGGGAUUUUAUCAAAGUGAAGGAAAUAACAUAUCAGUGUGCACAAGUAAUGGUUACUGGACAAAGCCUGACAUGAUGUGCAAAGCGGUUGACUGUGGUGAGCCCCUACACAUCCCUCACUCAGUCAUGCUGUGGAGUAAAAUCUCCACCGUGGGCUCUCGGGUUGUUUAUAAGUGUGAGCACGGAUAUGUCGGUGUUGGGGAUGGACAUGUGUCCGUCUGUACCGCCGGCGGCGUGUGGGAAGCAACGUCUCUGUCCUGUCAAGAAAUCAAUUGUUGGGAGCCUCCUUUAAAACGACACGCUCACGCGCAGUGGGAUGGCAUUUCACACGUUGGUAGUGUGGUGCAAUACCAGUGUGAGGAAGGAUAUUACACCAGAGGCCUCACAAACCACGCACUGUGUGAAGAAAACGGACUGUGGGAGGAUAUUGAUCUAUGGUGUGAAGAAAUACGCUGCGGUCCCCCACUAUAUCUCCCCAACACUAACCUCCUGUGGGACCGUAGGAGCACGCGUGGCAGCGUGGCGCUGUAUGAGUGUAUGGAUGGAUUUUAUCAGGAGAGUGGAAAUAAUUUUUCAACAUGUUCACUAUCAGGAGAGUGGGGGGAAGUAUCUUUAAAGUGCAAAGCUAAAUGUGGGCCGAUUCCCUUCCUCGCUAACUCCGAGGUAGUGUGGCAUAACAGAAGUGUAGUGAUCCACCGGUGCAUGGCCGGAUAUCACAGCUGGAGGGGCAGCAACGCGUCGCUGUGCAACAGUUCUGGGGUUUGGGAAACGGCUACUCUGAGAUGCGUAGAAAUCAAGCCACCUAUCAAUCACCUACUUAUCCAUUAUGAACGCUGUUUACAUUGGAAAGCAGAGAAAUAUGAGGAGGACACGGAGGAUUAUAAGGUCACUUACUCUGGAUCCAGAGACUACCAGACACUCUUUCGUGACAAAGGGAAGCGUUUCCUGAGCUCCAAGGCUGAUCAGCUGACGCUCUGCUUGAAGCUGCUUCCUGUCACAAACUACAGCAUCACUAUCACGGCGCUGUCCGCUAAAUUCUCAGCCACCAUCACCACCAACACCAGUUUACCAGUUCCUCCUGCACCAGUCGUCUACUACAUGGAAGUUGAGACCCCGGCACCAACACUGCAGCUCCAAAGAUCACCAAACACACUGGAUCCACUGAGUUUGUACCAGGUCUUUGUGCUUCCUGUGGAGGGAAUCAUGAUGUUUGAUUGUUCCUCUCCAAGAAGCUUAGACCCCUCAGUCAAAAUAAAGUCCUCAGAAGAGUACAUCACUGCCCAGCUCAGUGUCAGAAACAUUGGAACACACAUUAAUUUUACCGUGGGGGACGGUUUUUUCUACGGGGGCUUUCAUAAUGCCCUGCUGGAGAGCGGCAAGAACUAUUAUAUCAUCCUACGAGCUGUCAGCCAGUGGAAAACGGACUCGAAAAGUUCCUGUGUCCUGUGGGCUAAAGUCACAGGGACACCGUAUGUACUGAGCAUUUCAUUAGUGUCGGCAGCUCUGUUAGUUGCAGUGGUCAUCUUGGCUGCAGUGGGGGGAUACAGUGUCAUCUGGUGUAUCAAGAAGAUAAGAUGAAGAUGAGAGAUCAGAAGUGUUAUUGCUGGUGUUGAAUCCUUAUGCAUAUAAAAGUACUCUACCUUGUACAUUGUGUAAAUAUUCAUUCAAUUAUUUUAAAAUAAAAAAG